UUUUUUUUUUUUUUUUUUUUUUUGCAUACAUGAAAGAGAGUUCUUCACCUGCUCGUCCUAGUCUCGAGCAUGCAAGCAGUAGUACAACACCCACUCGGUCUACCAUUCGAAGCAAGUCAAAAGAAGAAAUAGAGAAACUAGCAAAACAAUCACUAGACUCAUCUCAUCUCAAAAGAAAAUAUACCCCAUCUCCUCUCUUUUCACCACCUCGGUUCUCUCGCACAGAUACAUUUGAAAGUGACUACGAUAGAGACAAUCCCAACCGUUGGACAAAGCGUCAAUGGAAAAAACUAGAAGAGUAUUAUCUAUUAAAGAAUCGUGACUAUGAGAAAGCAGCCAAUACAUUUUACUUUCGAGAAUCUCUUAUUACAAUGAACUUACCGUCUUCACAAGACAUAGCUGGCAAACCAAAAUGUAAAGAGUUAUGGACAAAAGAACAAAUACUAUGGCGUGCCAAGUGCCUACAUACAAGUGUACAAUACCAUAAUGGGCUUUUACCGUCUGAAAGAAAGAAACAAAAGACAAGAUAAUCAUGUAAAUAAAGACU
Gilbertella persicaria is the source of this 547-nucleotide messenger RNA. RefSeq lists its product as uncharacterized. Bases 30 to 530 code for a protein of 166 amino acids. NCBI's taxonomy places the organism in Eukaryota, Fungi, Mucoromycota, Mucoromycetes, Mucorales, Choanephoraceae. The record is from RefSeq and is a predicted model, not a curated record. The transcript has a single exon.